Messenger RNA from Boleophthalmus pectinirostris (great blue-spotted mudskipper), 4869 nucleotides. RefSeq names its product BUB1 mitotic checkpoint serine/threonine kinase (gene bub1). Gene Ontology annotation, molecular function: protein kinase activity; ATP binding. NCBI's taxonomy places the organism in Eukaryota, Metazoa, Chordata, Actinopteri, Gobiiformes, Gobiidae. The record is from RefSeq and is a predicted model, not a curated record. The transcript is spliced from 25 exons. The coding region runs from base 129 to 3815 and encodes 1228 amino acids. Gene Ontology annotation, biological process: meiotic sister chromatid cohesion, centromeric; mitotic spindle assembly checkpoint signaling; protein phosphorylation.
CACAGAGCGCAGGUCUCAUCCCGUUCUGAGUUAUGUGUCAAAGUUAUCCUUUAGAUUGAUUUAGUAGUUUUUAUCCACGUAACACUGGAAUCUUAUCUGUUGGAUCGCUGUACUUUUGUCAUACGGAAAUGGAUGUCGCUGCAUAUUUACAGCGUUUUGAGAGCAGUAUAAGCACGUACGCGGGAGAUGAUCCUCUGGAGCAGUGGGACAAGUUUGUUGAACUCCUAGAGCGGAAGUUACCCCCAAACAGCACCAGCCAGCUGUCACUUGUGUUUAACCGUUUAGUUGAGACAUUUCUAAAUGUAGAAAAAUAUGCCAAUGAUGAAAGAUAUAUCAACUACUGCAUCAAAUGUGCAAGCGCAUAUGCUGACCCCAUUGCCCUGUACAGUCACAUCUUCAGUCAAGGCGUCGGUACACGAAGCACUGCUCUGUAUUUGUCCUGGGCACAACAGUUGGAGCAGAGUGGCUUGAACGAUCAGGCCGAGACAGUUUACCAGAAGGCCCUAGAGAACCAGGCUCAGCCAGCUGAAUCACUGCUUCAUGAAUACAGGCAGUUUCAAUCAAGAACGAAGCGUCAUGUAGCAGCAUUAGCAGGAAGCAGAAACCCUUUACAAAACUCCAAUUCAGUCAAUGUAAUGCCAACCCAUAGAGAGUCAUCUGCACAAAACAAGGACACUAGAGCGGUAGACUGCCAACCUGCCAAACCAGCAGAACGUAAAUAUGUUAUCAUGGUUUCUCGCUCUGAGUACUCUGGGAAAAUCCCCCCGAGCUCUAAUGAUAACACUGUAGCUGCAUAUGACAAGGAGGCUCUGCAGUGCGAGGACUCUGAGCUGUGCUUCGAAGAGGUGCGGGCCCAGAGGUACUUCCAGAAAAUCCAGGAGCAACAGCAGAAGCAGAAGCAGGAAGAAGCUCAGAGCCAUGAAGCCACCACCUUUGAAGGAGAGGAAACGCAGAAUGUGAAUUUCUGGAUGAAGUUUAAAAUGGGCCUUGAUGCACUGGAACAUAUUUCAGACCUGACCACAAACUUCAGUCCAGUCAAAGACGCCCAUCACUCUUCAGUGCACUCGCGGCCUCCUUCACAUCCCGGCAGCAGGAAGUCUCUGGGCUUUAGGCUGCACUCGGAGCCCACGUUUAUCGCCUGUGCCCCCACAAGCUCUGGACCUGAUUCUCAUGUGGACACCAAAGCUUUAGCUUAUGGACAAUCCCACCAAGCACCAGUUACCCAAGUACCCCAGCAACUUCCAGUCCCAGGGGCCAGUGCGACCAAUCAGGCACCGCUUUCAGUUUCAAACAUCUCCUACCAAGCACCUCGUCCCAGUGUGCCCCACCAAGCCCUUCUUCCCAGUGUGUCCCAUCAUGCACCAGUCUCAGAUGCCAACAUAUCUCAUCAUGCACCUCUUCCAACUGCGUCUAUGUCACAUCAUGAAGCCUUUUUACCACAGAUGACCUCUGAUCAUUGUCCACCAGAAAAUGACAACGGAGACAAUGAGGAGGUCUUGGAGGCAGAGCAGGAUGCUAAUCUGUCCCAGGGCGGUAGUGCAAACCUGUCCCGUAUUACUCCUAACAAUUCUCUGGGUUACAUUCAGGCCACUCCUUCACGGGUGCUACCUUCACCUACUGUCAACACCAGAGAAGCACUGGACGUGAUCAUGGACAUGUUCCAGGCUCCUACGUUUUUGGAGGACCCAUUCCCCACCGCUUCAGAGGAGAGGGACUUUGACAUUAUAUACACAAGAAAAGGGUCCAGUGUCAAACCGGCCACGUCAGCCCCGUUCACAAUCUUCCAGGACAAUGAGGGGCAGAUCGAGAACAAGGAAAACUGCAGUGCGCCCCCUGCUGUGAACGAGAAUCCUAAGCCGGUCAGAGCUCUGGCUGAACUACCCAAAGCUGCCAAACCCAAUGAUACACCGACAGAGCUGGCCCCAGACGAGAGCACCAUGUGGGGGACACAGUUCCACGCUCAGAAUUCCCUGGCCGCGUGUCCCAACAGCACCUCGGACUUCGCCAUGCUCGCCCAGUUUGUGUCCACGCCGUUCACCCACAAAACCCCCGUGAACACCAACACCUGCUUCUUCCCUGACCAAGAAGUUGGUGAAGGGACUGAGGAGGAUUUUGGGAGGCGCUACACCAAGAAAUUGAGUCCCAUCAUGGAGCAGAGCCCGUUGGAGGAGCAGCCCGCAGGAGAAGACACGGCAGUGACUCGGCAGUCCCUGGGCUCUCGUCAGGGCACCAUUGUGGGAGAGGGCGUGGCCAUGAACACCCAGCUUCUGACCGCUUCCUGUACCACCAUGGUCCAGCCCCCUCCCCCCGCGGUGCUGUCCUUCAGAGAGCAGACCCUCUGCCCCAGCAACACCUCCACACACAGGAGUACUGGACCUGGAUGGGAAGUCUACACCAGCCCUGAGCCCAAGCCUAAGAGUGAGCCUUUCACCAUCAUGGAAGACAUGGAAGAACCUCCAUCUGCUCCCAGGCUUCCUCCUCCUCCUCCACAGGACGUCCCCAUGAGCCCGGAGAGUGCCCCGCGGCCCGACUGGCUCACCAUCCAGAGCCCCGAGGUGCCAGAGGAGAAGGACCUGGACGUCUUCCUCUCUCCUCAUCGUCCCAAUCUCUCACACGUGACCCAUACAGUCCAGGAUGUGCCCAUGAGUCCCCAAGUGCAGUUUAGUACAGACAGUGAAAUGGUGAGCCCGUACAAAGAGUCAAGAGCUCCGUUAGAUGUGUCAAUGACAAGCAGAACGCCGAGGACCGAGCGAGCUAACCCUGGGAUGACUCUGGUGUCUGAUCCGUGGAACGAGCAGCUCAUUGAGCACCUGUUGAACAGUAUGGACCCUCCUCUGACCACGCACCCUCGCUGUGUCACAUGGCAGUGUAAUCUCCCCAACAUCGCACCCAAAAUGACACUAUCCAUGGGUAAUUCAUCUUUGCGUGUGGACUGUGUUCUUGGAGAAGGAGCAUUUGCCAAAGUUUACCAGGCCACAGACCCAGUUACAUCUGAGAAAAUGGUUCUAAAGGUGCAGAAACCGGCCAAUCCAUGGGAGUUUUACAUUAACACACAGCUGGAUGCUCGUGUGCCUCAGUCAGUGCGUCAUUUUUACAGCAGUUUUCAGUCGGCUCAUCUUUUCAAAAAUGGCAGUGUCCUCCUUGGAGAGAUGCACAGCUACGGCACACUACUGAAUGCAGUGAACAUGUACCGCACACUGGGGGACAAAGUGAUGCCUCAGCCUCUGGUGCUGUACUUCAGCGCGUGUAUCCUCCACAUGAUCGAGCAGCUGCACAGUGUGGGCAUAGUCCACGCUGAUGUCAAACCAGACAACUUUCUGCUUGGAGAGAGGUUUCUGGAGAACAGAAGCUUUGACCGGGAGAACCUGGACCACGGCCUGGUGCUCAUCGACCUGGGCCAGAGCAUCGACAUGAGGCUGUUCCCGCCGGGCACCGCCUUCACCGCCAAGUGUCUCACCUCAGGCUUUCAGUGCACGGAGAUGCAGACAGGCAGACCGUGGAACUAUCAGACGGACUACUUUGGCGUGGCGGGCACGGUCUACUGCAUGCUGUUUGGGACCUACAUGCAGGUGGUGAAUGAUGGUGGCGUCUGGAGGACUAAUGGUGUAUUUAGACGGAAUCCUCACGGCGAGUUGUGGCAGCAAUUCUUCCACACCCUGCUGAACGUGCCCGACUGCAGCUCUGUACCGGACCUGAGAGGCCUGAGGCACCAGCUCGUGUCUGUGCUGGAGCAGAACUACAACUCCAAACUUCCCUCGCUCAAGAGCCGCCUGGUGGUGCUGCUUCUGGAGAGCAGGAAAGCCCAGCGCAGAUGACCAACCGCACUCCUAUGGACUUUAAUACUGACUCUAUGGCUCAGGUGAUUGCCGUAAGGCGCAAUCUGAUCCUGUACAUGUUGUAAUUAAAAUUUUGUAUGUUUUUCUUAUACUACUGGCUUGAAACUUCCAUGGAUAGAAAAUUGAAGGUAAAAUUUGGGUUAUACUGAAUCAGCAUUAUAAUUUUUCAAACAUGACCCUAACUAGAAGGCCUGCUUUGCACAAACCAGCUUUUACUUGUGUAUAUAUACCAGUUAAAGCUACCAUCUAUAAGUGUUUUUCAUUUUCUUUUUAACCACUUGUGCUCUCUGCUUUUCUUCUGUCAGACCAAAGCUGACACAGUAUCAGACAGCAGUAACAUAGGCAGCAUCUAGUGGUGAUAUGUGAAAAUACAACAGGGCCACUUUAAUUACAGAUGGUAGUUUUUAAUUUGUAUUUAAAGUUAUAUCUGAUUGGCUUCAAAUUAUACUUUAUAGUGGCGAAAUGUGCUGGUAGAAAGCAUCUGAAUUUGUGAAGCUCAGCACAUUAAACCAAAAUAUACAAAUAAAGGGUCUUGUUGUGCAAAGAGAAGAUGAGAAAUGUGUUUUUGCAUUGUAACACCUAAAGUUUAUAAUUCACUGUGACUGAACAGAUUAAAAAAUAUGGUUUAAGAGGCAAUAUUAUGCUAUUUUCUGAUCUCCAGUUUAUAUUGAACUAAAGGUAAAAGUAGCUGUUAACUUGAAAACUAUGGCUUCAUGACAUCAAAAGGUGGAACAGAGCAUUUUGGGGCUUUGGAGAUGUAGACAGACUAAUAUAAGCAUUACUGAAACAAAAGAAAACACAACUUCACAUAUGUUUUUGUUGAAGUAAUUAUAACAUGGUUUAAAGUUGGUUUAAAGUUUACAAGAGUCAACUUUGUGUAAUAUAAAAUCCAAUCCAAUCCAUGGCGCUACUAACUGUAUUUCAUGCUAUUAUUUCUUAAUGUGUACAUAGAAAAAAGUGUUGCUCUUUUGUAAUAUUUUUAUUAGAAAGCACCCGUAACCCUGUCUUUUAAUAAAAUUCUUAAAUAGCUGUG